This is a messenger RNA of Drosophila kikkawai, 1066 nucleotides long. RefSeq lists its product as uncharacterized. The record is from RefSeq and is a predicted model, not a curated record. Lineage: Eukaryota; Metazoa; Arthropoda; Insecta; Diptera; Drosophilidae.
UGCAUUGUUUCCUUGUGUCAAUUUUAUUUAUAUAAUUCUCUGGAAAUAUCCUUUCCACUCAACACUCCCAAAAAAAUUUUAAAAAAAUUAAGCCCUUGAAAUACAGAAAAGUUCAAGUAAAAUGUCCUGCAAGGCCCCAGGGCUAUUCCAAGAUGAGAGCAACAUAGAGCUGUCAAUAGUAGACGUGGAAGUCCCCUCCGAAUUGGACCUAGAUGAGGUCUAUGAUCAGCUGGAAAGGAUGAAGCAAAGGGUGUUGCAGAUGAAAAGUAUGAUAAUACGUCCACCAGCAACCACCACUGACCCAGUGCAGGCGGAAUUUGAGAAGCUAGCUGACUCGGACAACCCCCACUUGAGAGAGGUACAGCAGGAGACCUCACGGGGUUUCCUGCAGAUCGAUCUGGUAAGGAACCGCCUCUCGGAGACCACCAAGGAGCUGGUCGAUUUGGCUGCGCGGAUCCAGGAGAGCGAACGGUGCACCAAAGACCUGGCCAAGAAGCUGGACGAGGUGCCCAAGUGGAUAGAGGAAAGUAAACACCAAGCGGGACUGUGCAUGGAGCGGCACAAUGAGCUGAGUACUACCCUUUUAAGCGACCUAAACUACAGCAACCACAUGCGACCUUUACUGGUGACCCUGAGUAACAAUUAUAGCUCAAAGAUUUCCGUAACGUGCUACCGGAAGCAAUACAAAGAAAUUUUAGAUCUCGUACAAAAUACCCGUUUGCUGUUGAACCAGACCCACGAUCAAUUGAGAACGUACACCCAAAUCAUAAACGACUCUUUUGGGGAAUCCACGACGCAUCAUCUUUCCAGUAUGCCUGACAUUAGCGGUCUGAUGGACCUGCUGGAGCAGAGCCGGGAAAUUGGAAAGAAGAAAAGGGCUUCUUCAAAUGUCAAACCUCUAGCAUUGAUCCAACUUACCAAGGCGGCAGAAAAGCUCACGUUAUUGCAAAAGUUUCGGGAUGGGGCUGGAAAAUAGGCCGCUAUGUAUUUUAAUUAAGAGAAUUUUGUCUCAGUUAUGAGGAAAAAAAAUUAAUAUUAAAAAUUACUUAAUCGUUGUUGAUUAAAA